This is a messenger RNA of Equus quagga, 1455 nucleotides long. It is a transcript of the gene SP9, whose product is annotated as Sp9 transcription factor. Gene Ontology annotation, molecular function: RNA polymerase II cis-regulatory region sequence-specific DNA binding; DNA-binding transcription factor activity, RNA polymerase II-specific. Gene Ontology annotation, biological process: regulation of transcription by RNA polymerase II. Lineage: Eukaryota; Metazoa; Chordata; Mammalia; Perissodactyla; Equidae. The transcript has 2 exons. The record is from RefSeq and is a predicted model, not a curated record. The coding region runs from base 1 to 1455 and encodes 484 amino acids.
AUGGCCACGUCUAUACUCGGGGAAGAGCCGCGCUUCGGAACUACCCCGUUGGCCAUGCUGGCGGCGACCUGCAACAAGAUCGGCAACACGAGCCCGCUGACGACGCUGCCGGAGUCGAGCGCCUUCGCCAAGGGCGGCUUCCACCCCUGGAAGCGCUCCUCGUCCAGCUGCAAUCUCGGCUCCAGCCUCUCGGGCUUCGCGGUGGCCACCGGCGGCCGCGGUUCGGGCGGCCUGGCGGGCGGCUCGGGCGCAGCCAACAGCGCCUUCUGCCUGGCCUCCACGUCCCCCACGUCGUCCGCUUUCAGCAGCGACUACGGCGGCCUCUUCUCCAACUCGGCGGCGGCCGCGGCGGCGGCGGCCGGGGUGUCCCCGCAGGAGGCGGGCGGCCAGUCGGCCUUCAUCUCCAAGGUGCACACGACGGCGGCCGACGGCCUGUACCCGCGCGUGGGCAUGGCGCACCCGUACGAGUCGUGGUACAAGUCGGGCUUCCACUCGACGCUGACGGCGGGCGAGGUGACCAACGGCGCGGCGUCGUCGUGGUGGGACGUGCACAGCAGCCCCGGCUCGUGGCUGGAGGUGCAGAACCCCGCCGGGGGGCUCCAGAGCUCGCUGCACUCGGGCGCCCCCCAGGCCUCGCUGCACUCGCAGCUCGGCACCUAUAACCCCGACUUCAGCUCGCUCACGCACUCGGCCUUCAGCUCCACGGGCCUCGGCUCCUCGGCCGCAGCCGCCUCGCACUUGCUCUCCACCAGCCAGCACCUGCUGGCCCAGGACGGCUUCAAGCCGGUGCUGCCCUCCUACUCGGACUCCAGCGCCGCCGUGGCGGCCGCCGCCGCCAGCGCCAUGAUCUCGGGCGCCGCGGCCGCCGCCGCCGGGGGGAGCUCAGCGCGCUCCGCCCGCCGCUACUCGGGCCGCGCCACCUGCGACUGCCCCAACUGCCAGGAGGCCGAGCGGCUGGGCCCGGCCGGGGCGAGCCUGCGGCGCAAGGGCCUGCACAGCUGCCACAUCCCGGGCUGCGGCAAGGUGUACGGCAAGACGUCGCACCUGAAGGCGCACCUGCGCUGGCACACGGGCGAGCGGCCCUUCGUGUGCAACUGGCUCUUCUGCGGCAAGCGCUUCACGCGCUCGGACGAGCUGCAGCGGCACCUGCGGACUCACACGGGCGAGAAGCGCUUCGCGUGUCCGGUGUGCAACAAGCGCUUCAUGCGCAGCGACCACCUGAGCAAACACAUUAAGACGCACAACGGGGGUGGCGGGGGCAAAAAGGGCAGCGACAGUGACACGGACGCCAGCAACCUGGAGACGCCCCGCUCCGAGUCCCCCGACCUCAUCCUGCACGACUCUGGCGUCAGCGCCGCCCGGGCGGCGGCAGCGGCGGCAGCGGCAGCGGCGGCGGCGGCGGCGGCAGCCUCGGCGGGAGGCAAAGAAGCCGUGUCCGGCCCCAACGACUCUUAG